This is a messenger RNA of Gossypium arboreum, 1161 nucleotides long. RefSeq lists its product as uncharacterized. The record is from RefSeq and is a predicted model, not a curated record. NCBI's taxonomy places the organism in Eukaryota, Viridiplantae, Streptophyta, Magnoliopsida, Malvales, Malvaceae. The transcript has 3 exons. Bases 102 to 542 code for a protein of 146 amino acids.
GAAAUAAAUAAAAUAAUUAUUUUGACACUUAGACAGUUUCCAAUUAAAUACUUUAAACACGUUACCAACAUUGGACGCUCUCCGGUCAACAAACAUUAUCAAUGUACAAAGAAACAAUGAUCGGAGACUUAGAGAAAAUGUUGGCGGUAGGCCUGAUCUGGGGCGCCACUAACGCCGCAAUGCGCCGUGGCGCACUCCUUUGGGACCGAUAUCUCAAGUCCUCUCCAAACUCAGGCGACCCACCUCGCAAGUUCUACCAAAAGCUCCUCAAUUCCUUAUCCAAUUGGCUAACCCUCCUUUUGUUUUGGCAAUAUUCGAUCCCUUUCUUCAUCAACCUCUCCGCCUCCGCCACCUUUUUCGCUAUCUUAGGCCAGGCUCCGAUUUCGCUCGCCGUCCCCGUCACCAACGCGACCACGUUUGCUGCCACCGCCGUUUCUGCAAUCCUAUUGGGUGAGGAGACCCGGAUCGGUCAUACUCUGUUGGGACGAAAGGCCACUGAAUAUGAAGCUUUGCCAACGACAAUCAAAGGUGAUGUUUGUUAGAAAUGUUAGCUUUACACACUGUUGCACUUACAUAGUAGGCUGUGACUGUUCCAGCUGAGUUUCCAGGUACCAACUUGAUUAGCAUUUCAAUGCUUCCAAAUAAGAAUGACCUUUUCGAUUUAACAGCAGAACCUGAAAAAAAUAUGCAGCAUUAUAAUGUUAAAGGAUUAAAUAAUGUGUUUGAGUUUAAUAUUUGUGUCUUUGCAUUAGCCAAACGAGUCAUUUAAUCAAGCGCUUAUCGCAAGGUUACCUGAAGUUUGAUCCAACACAAGUUGGAGGUCUUCACCAUUGCCUGCAAAACUUGAAUGAUGAGCACCCCAGUUUAUGUACAUGCUCUUGGGAAAAUUUGCUUCAACGAAACUCUGAUCAACUACUACUGCAAUGAUGAAAAGAGCCAACAACAAAGCUUUUAAGCUAGGCAUCUUUGAUUGCAUUGAAGAAGCUCGCUCGGGUAUUUGUUAGCCAAUGCCGUUGAAAAGGGAUGCUUUUCUUCAUUGUUCUGGACGGCUUUAUAUAAAGCAAGUUCCAGCAAAUGUGCCUUACUCAGACUGAACCUUGUAUUAUAACUUUCUUUAAAAGAAAAAUAAAAUAAAACUUGAAAUAUGUUGAACUGGACUAA